AUGUCAUUGAAGAGAGGAAUUAACGAAGAAGAAGUCUAUUUUCUGAAUCGAGCCUUUGAAAUAGCUGUGGAUGCGGUCAUUAAUAACGAAGUGCCUGUUGGCUGCGUUUUCGUUUUCGAAGGUCAAGAAGUGGCUUUUGGACGAAAUGACGUCAAUCGUACGAAGAACCCCCUAUAUCAUGCAGAAAUGGUUGCUCUUGAAAUGUUGAAAUGGUGGUGCGUGGAUAAUGGACGUGAGUUGGAGAAUGUAAUGCGCCGCACGACUCUAUACGUUACGCUUGAACCAUGCAUCAUGUGUGCCUCAGCAUUAUAUCAUUUGCAUUUGAAAAAGAUCUUGUAUGGUGCAGCAAAUGAACGUUUCGGUGGUUUAGUUAGUGUUGGAACAAGGGAGAAAUACGGGGCUGAGCAUUUCAUUGAGAUUGUGCCAAAUCUUAGUGUUGAUCGGGCUGUGAAGUUGUUGAAAGAAUUUUAUGAGAAACAGAAUCCAUUCUGUCCAGAAGAGAAACGGAAAAUGAAAAAACCGAAGAAAUCAGGAAACAUUGAUGACAGUUUUGCUCCCAUUACUGUUUUAGAUAUCUUGAAAUUUAUCGAGUGCAAGAUGGAAAGCAGUGAAAUAGAGAGCGAAACUCAAAAACUGCAAAAAUCUUCAUCUGAGAAGCGAUUGAGAGUGCAGAUCACGGAAGGAGAUCUGCUUUGUGUCAAUCAGUGUGGUUUUUACGGUACACCACAGUGGAAGGGAAGAUGCUCAAAGUGCUGGCGAACUUAUCAAAUGGAGGAGAAGAAAACACAGUAUUAUACCAAAAAUAGAGAACUUCUAAGUUUCGAGAAAUUUGAAGGACGUCGGAGACUAUCUACAGAAAGUCGUUCGCUUACGUUAAAGUCGAUUCUUCGAAAAUCAUCAUCACUAACUGCCAAUUCAAAUUCCUCCCAAGAAACAAUAUACACAACAGCUCCGUCGCAGUCUACACUGCCAUCUCCUGUUACACCGAUAAGGCAUCGUCUUAGUGAAGAAAGUAGUUACGCUUGUGAUCGUUUUCACGAGUUCCUUCAAAAUAAUCUUUCUCAAGCAGCUGCUCAUGAGAUAGCUCAACAAACACAUCAUGCUGUUGAUAAAAUUCUGGAAGUCAGUCUUCGUAUUGUUAUUCCUCACUCGAUUGAAUCGUGGGUAAGGGGAGAUGGUACUUGUUUGAAAUUGAAUAACUUGUUUGAAUUCCAGCAACAAAACGUCAAUAUGGAUGACCUCUCUGGCAUGGUACAGCAUUUUUAUCAGGUGCUUGCAGAUAAAAUGCGUCAUAGCCCCCUUAUGAAUGAUUCAGUGGUUAAUGUAAGCGUUGAAGAAGUAAUGGCAGAAGUAGAACAAUAUAUAUGUGUACGGGCCUAUAGCACAUUAGCUGACGAAGAAACUGCAGAUUUAUCUUUGCAAGAUAGAAUACGGUCCUUGAAUUGGGUUACAGCAGGUUUUCUGGAAACCACUCUUGAUUUUAGUCAAGAAUCGGUUCGUGACAAAUUAGAUGAAGCAAUAACUGAAAUUAUUGAUAUGAACAGCCAUCGUGGAGCAGCGGAAAAGUUGCAGUGUUUGGUUCGUUGCUCGAAAAUGAUCUUCGAAGCGCUUAAGGAAAGCCGCUCAGGCGCUCCGGCUGGUGCCGAUGAAUAUUUGCCGGUACUGAUUUUUGUGAUUCUGAAAGGAAAUCCACCACUUAUUCAAUCAAACGUCAAAUUUGUCAGUCGAUUUGCUCUUCCGGCCAGGGUUUUGAGCGGCGAGUCAGGUUAUUAUUUUACGAAUGUAAGUUGCGCUCUACAAUUUGUGCAGAAUAUGAAUGCCGAAAGCUUAAAAAUGCCAAGAGAAGAGUUUGAGGCGUACACUUCAGGACACCAAGUACCUCCAUUGAACGCAAUGAAUAUGGGGUGUAACCAGUCGAUCCGGACUAUGGAAAAUUCUUUGGCACAAGUACGACAGCUGUUGGAGAGGCAGAAAAAUUUGAAGGAAAGAAUGGACGAGCUUGAAAUACGUGUGAAAAGGGAAACAGAUGAAUUAUCAGCAGAAGUAGAUGAAAUUCUCAAUGCAUAUCCGACGGAAGAACUGAAGCAUUUAACCGAACAAGUUAUGAUUGAAGAAGCAGAAGUAUUUAAAUCUCUUUCACCACCAUCGUCUCUUUUGCAGAACUCUUCACGUUCUUCUCGAGAGCUUGUUUUUAUUGAUUCAGGAAAUGCAGAUACCGAAGAACAUGGCAAUCACGAAAAAGAUAUUACAUCUCAGCUAUCAUCAGUAGAGGAUUUAACCUAA
This is a messenger RNA of Acanthocheilonema viteae, 2283 nucleotides long. Lineage: Eukaryota; Metazoa; Nematoda; Chromadorea; Rhabditida; Onchocercidae. The record is from the annotation of a GenBank genome assembly.